GUAUUGCAUUUUGAUAUUUUUGAAAACUCAGGUUUAUUGAUGAAAAAGUGAAUUCAAUUUUAUUAAAGCUAUAGAAAACAGGAAUGGCCUUCAGUGAAGUUUGUAGAAUUUGUUUAUGCGUUAAUGUUAGCAUGCUUGUACUAAAGAAGACUAGUCUCCGAAAUUUGUACAAAACAUUGACGAACAGUUUUAUGGAUGAGGAUGAGGAGCCCAUUAUUGUCUGUUUCACCUGUCAUGCAAGACUCAUUCGUUGCAGAACAUUACAACAACAGGCUAUUGAGUCAAAAGCAGUUCUGGAGCAGUUGCUUGCAGGAGGGUCCAUGGUAUUAUCCGUUCCAUCCAUUAAAACCUAUAAAAGCCCCUCAUAAAUUGCUACAUAUAGGAGGGAUUUUGCCCCAUUUGCCAUGCUCGGCAGGUUGGCAACAGCAGUUUAUAUUGGUCUGAGUCGUUAUCACCAAGAUGCUGUUACCCAACUCCAAUUUCUGUUUUCCUGCUCGCGUACGUAGCUUACAUCGAGCGCUAACCAUCUGAGCUAUCACGGCUCUUUAUACUCUAUUGUAUAUAAACGAAAUAUUAGCUAUAUGUAAUAUUACUCAGUAAACAAAAAUCAACAAAGAUCUUUGUCAAUUUACAGCAUUCGCGAAUCUGUUUCGAAAAAUUGUUGGGACUCGAUGCUCGGGAUGGAUGAACUAUCUUCAUUUUUAUUUAAUUUUAUUCGGAACCCUCCUUUUGUCUGGAUUUUAUUAAUAUUUGCAGUUGUUGUCAGGAAGAUGCUGCGGCCAUCUCCUGUUUCAGUUUCCCUCUGUCCCUUUUUACGACAUCAGCGGGAUGGUAUGGUAGUAUGGAUUCUCCUACAGCAAAAAAGCCAGUGUAGUGGACACUGGCUUUUUCUCUUAUUUAAAAUAUUUUUUUGGUUUCAGUCAAUACCAAAAUGGCAUGAGGCUAGAGAUAAGAUUCAAUUCACACCAAUUAGUCAUAUAGAUAUCAGGCCAGUAGAGUGUGAUAUAGAACAUGAUUGUAAGAACGAAAUGUUUAGCCUUGAAUCUGUGAAAGUUGAGGAAGAGAAUUUCGAAAAUGAGUAUUACAAUUUUGAACAAAAUGAGAAUCAUGAAACAGAGAAUUCUGAAAAACAAGAAGAUUUGGAGAUCGAUGCUUUUGAAGAUAGACAUACGGAUUCGGAGUACGACUUGCCGCUAAUUGCAUUUGGUUCAAAGAUUAAAAAAGAUGACGAUGACAUAGAAACUUCUGAAAAGAAGAUUAAAUCAAAUUCUACUGAUUGUAACAUAAACGAUGUUCGUAAAGAAAACCUCGAUUUUGAAGGCCCUACUAUUAAAUCAAACCCUAAAGUGAAAAUAGAUAAUCAACCAAUUAAUAGAAAAGGAAAGCAUCCUGCAAAGAUUAUGAAAACGAAAAUUUUGAAACAAAAGAGUGUAAAUAUACUUAAGAAAAAGACAUCUGGGACAUCAACUAAAUACAUUUUUGAACGUGAUGGUUGUAGUAAAAAAUUUUCAACAAAAGACAUUCUCGCCAAACACAUUUCAUACAGUCAUAAGACGCAAAAGAACUCAGACACCACUGCAUUUCGGACACAAGUAGAAUUAACUCCAGUACCACAACAAACAGAAAUAUUUAAUUGUGAUAUUUGCGAAUUUAAAACAUCUCAAAAACGUAACAUUUUGGCACAUCUUAAAGCGCACGUCGCUAAACAAAUGUACUGUUGUAAUAAUUGUGAAUAUAAAUGUAUUAGAAAAAGUGUGUUGCAAAUGCACAUGAAAAUACACACCGGUGAAAAACCUUUUUCGUGUAAUAUCUGUGAAUAUAGAUGUAUUACAAAAUGUCGUUUGCAAAAACAUAUGAAAAUACACACCGGUGAAAAAUCUUUUUCGUGUAAUGUCUGUGAAUAUAGAUGUAUUACAAAAUGUAAUUUGCAAAGACAUUUAAAAACACACACUGGAGCAAAACCUUUUUCGUGUAAUAUCUGUGAAUAUAGAUGUAUUAGAAAAAGUCAUUUGCAAAGACAUAUGAAAAUACACACCGGUGAAAAACUUUUUUCGUGUAAUAUCUGUGAAUAUAGAUGUAUUACAAAAAGUCGUUUGCAAAAACAUAUGAAAAUACACACCGGUGAAAAACCUUUUUCGUGUAAUAUCUGUGAAUAUAGGUGUAUUAGAAAAUGUGAUUUGCAAACUCAUAUAAAAAUACAUACUGGAGAAAAAUCUUUUUCGUGUAAUAGCUGUGGAUAUAGAUGUAUUAGAAAAAGUGAUUUGCAAACCCAUAUAAAAAUACAUACUGGAGAAAAACCUUUUUCGUGUAAUAUCUGUGAAUAUAGAUGUAUUAGAAAAAGUACUUUGCUAACUCAUAUGAAAAUACACACUGGUGAAAAACCUUUUUCGUGUAAUAUCUGUGAAUAUAGAUGUAUUAGUAAAAGUGAUUUGCAAAAACAUAUGAAAAUACACACCGGAGAAAAACCUUUUUCUUGUAAAAUCUGUGAAUAUAGAUGUAUUAGAAAAAAAGAUUUGCAAAGACAUUUAACAACACACAUUGGAGCGAAACCUGUUUCGUGAGCUAUCUGGUAGAAUAUGUACAAUAUUGUGUAAACGUGUUUUAUAUAAAUAUGUGUGUACCAGAUAAAAAUCUAUUUUUUGUGAAUUUGUGAUGUAAUAAAACCUUUCUGUGUCUUAUGUGCAAAUUGAAACUGCAUUUAUUCUGAAGAAGUUAAUUCAAUACCUAAUUUAAAAUAUUGUACAACCGAAUUCAAUACAAACUAUUAAGAAUAAUUCAAAAACUAUUGGUCAAAUGACCAACAGACCUUGAUCAAAUUUAUAUGGGAUCACAUGUGAAGCACCUGCUUUCAAAUAAAAAAAAAAAGAAUUAUCGAAAUCGGUUCAUACAGAAUAAGUUAAGACGUAAUAAACAUAAAAUUAUUAAAUAAGAUGUGCGUGCGACCAAAAUGUACCCACAACAGCAGGGACUGGCUGAAAAACAGUGCUGAGCAUAAUGCCCAGCGAAUACUGAGCCUGUGCCCGUUGCCUCACAUUAUAAUCGUAAACUGAGUAAUAUUAGUUAAUCUGUUAAUUGUGAAUGUUCAUUUUUUUAUAAAAAUUUUAAGUCUAAUCAUUUUUAUGUGUAUACUUACUUUGUAAACUUUUCAUUUGUAAACUUAUUAUUGUGUGGCAAUAAAUAUUUAUUAUUAU
Parnassius mnemosyne (clouded apollo) is the source of this 3191-nucleotide messenger RNA. The record is from the annotation of a GenBank genome assembly. Lineage: Eukaryota; Metazoa; Arthropoda; Insecta; Lepidoptera; Papilionidae.